Molecule: messenger RNA, 4647 nt
Organism: Mesocricetus auratus (golden hamster)
Lineage: Eukaryota; Metazoa; Chordata; Mammalia; Rodentia; Cricetidae
Gene: Farp1
Product: FERM, ARH/RhoGEF and pleckstrin domain protein 1
Exons: 27
Coding region: 170-3325 (1051 amino acids)
Cellular component (GO): cytoskeleton
Molecular function (GO): guanyl-nucleotide exchange factor activity; cytoskeletal protein binding
Source: RefSeq, a predicted model, not a curated record
CGCCAGCCUAGCUCGCCCGCUCUCACGCCCGCCCGCCCGCCAGCCGCCCGCUGGGGACCCCUCGCUCGCCCGCCGCCGCGCCUUCGCCAACCCCUGCAGCCCGCAGCGCGCAGCCGGGACCCGGAGCCGCCGGAACCGCCGAGGUAUUAAGUAAGCUGCUGUUGUCGUCAUGGGGGAAAUAGAGCAGAAGCCUACCCCAGCAUCACGCCUGGGGGCCCAGGAGAAUUCGGGGAUCAGCACCUUGGAACGAGGACAGAAACCGCCACCCACACCUUCAGGAAAACUCAUGACCAUCAAAAUCCAGAUGCUGGAUGACACCCAGGAGGCCUUUGAAGUCCCACAACGAGCUCCAGGGAAGGUGCUGCUCGACGCCGUGUGCAACCACCUCAAUCUCGUGGAGGGCGACUACUUCGGCCUGGAGUUCCCCGACCACAAGAAGAUCAUGGUGUGGCUGGACCUCCUGAAGCCCAUUGCAAAACAGAUUCGAAGGCCAAAGCAUGUCGUCGUUAGGUUCGUGGUGAAAUUCUUCCCGCCUGAUCACACACAGCUCCAAGAAGAGCUCACAAGGUACCUGUUUGCUCUGCAGGUGAAGCAGGACUUGGCCCAAGGCAGGCUGACGUGCAACGACACCAGCGCCGCUCUCCUGAUCUCGCACAUUGUACAGUCCGAGAUUGGGGAUUUUGACGAAGCAUCGGACAGAGAACACUUAGCGAAAAAUAAGUACGUACCUCAGCAGGAUGCGCUGGAAGACAAAAUCGUGGAAUUCCACCACAGCCACAUUGGACAAACCCCAGCAGAGUCAGAUUUCCAGCUCCUGGAGGUGGCCCGGCGGCUGGAGAUGUACGGAAUCCGGUUGCACCCUGCCAAGGACAGAGAAGGCACCAAGAUCAACCUGGCUGUCGCCAACACGGGAAUUCUAGUGUUUCAGGGUUUCACGAAAAUCAAUGCUUUUAACUGGGCCAAGGUGCGGAAGCUGAGUUUCAAGAGGAAGCGCUUUCUUAUCAAGCUCCGGCCGGAUGUGAACAGCUCCUACCAAGACACCUUGGAAUUCCUGAUGGCCGGCCGGGACUUCUGCAAGGCCUUCUGGAAAAUCUGUGUGGAGCAUCAUGCCUUUUUUAGACUCUUUGAAGAACCCAAGCCCAAACCAAAGCCCGUUCUCUUCAGCCGAGGGUCGUCAUUCCGGUUCAGCGGCCGGACUCAGAAGCAAGUUCUGGACUAUGUGAGAGAGGGUGGCCACAAGAAGGUGCAGUUCGAAAGAAAACACAGCAAGAUCCAUUCCAUUAGGAGCCUCGCUUCCCAGCCCACAGCGUCGAAUUCGGAAGUGCCAAAACAGUCUCCGCAGAGCGCCAGCCUUACGUUUGGAGAAGGUUCUGAGUCUCCCGGUGGCCAGAGCUGCCAGCAAGCCAAGGAAGCAAAAGUCUCUGCCUUAGAGUCGGGACCACGCCAAAGCCCGGCUCUACCUAAGAGCCCUCCGGGGAGCAGAGCUACAGACGGAACCGCCACGGCGCCGCCCGAGGAAGAGGAAGAGGAGGAGGAGGAGGGUGGCAAGGAGGGCACCCAGCCAAGUAAACCUCAGCCCCCGCAGCCAAGCACAGGCUCCCUGACUGGUAGCCCUCACCUUUCAGAGCUGUCCAUGAACUCGCAGGGAGGAGUUGCCCCAACCAACGUGACCUUGUCUCCCAACCUGAGUCCCGACACCAAGCAGGCCUCUCCCUUGGUCAGCCCGCUCCUGAAUGACCAGGCGUGCCCCAGGACUGACGACGAAGAGGAGGGCCGGCGAAAGAGAUUCCCAACCGACAAGGCCUACUUCAUCGCUAAGGAAGUCUCCACCACUGAGCGAACGUACCUGAAGGACCUUGAGGUCAUCGCUUCGUGGUUUCAGAGCACGGUCAGCAAAGAUGACUCCAUGCCCGAAGCCUUGAAGAGUCUCAUAUUCCCGAAUUUCGAACCUUUGCACAAGUUCCAUACCAAUUUUCUCAAGGAAAUUGAGCAGCGACUUGCCCUGUGGGAAGGCCGCUCAAAUGCCCACGUCAGGGGAGAUUACCAAAGAAUCGGGGACGUCCUGCUGAAGAACAUUCAGGGCAUGAAGCACCUGGCAGCCCACCUGUGGAAGCACAGCGAGGCCUUGGAGGCGCUGGAGAACUCCAUCAAGGGCUCCCGGCGGCUGGAGCACUUCUGCCGAGACUUCGAGCUGCAGAAGGUGUGCUACCUGCCCCUCAACACCUUCCUCCUGCGCCCGCUGCACCGCCUCAUGCACUACAAGCAGGUCCUGGAGCGGCUGUGCAAGCACCACCCCCCUAGCCACGCUGACUUCAGGGACUGCCGAGCUGCGCUGGCCGAGAUCACAGAGAUGGUGGCACAGCUGCAUGGUACGAUGAUCAAGAUGGAGAACUUCCAGAAGCUGCAUGAGCUCAAGAAGGAUCUGAUCGGCGUCGACAAUCUUGUGAUCCCCGGAAGGGAGUUCAUCCGCCUGGGCAGCCUCAGCAAACUCUCCGGGAAGGGGCUCCAGCAACGAAUGUUCUUUCUGUUCAACGAUGUCUUGCUGUACACCAGCCGGGGGCUGACCGCAUCCAACCAGUUUAAAGUCCAUGGACAGCUCCCACUCUACGGCAUGACGAUGGAGGAGAGUGAAGAGGAGUGGGGGGUACCCCACUGCCUGACGCUGCGGGGCCAGCGGCAAACCAUCAUCGUGGCGGCCAGUUCCCGGUCAGAGAUGGAAAAGUGGAUGGAGGACAUCCAGAUGGCCAUUGACCUGGCUGAGAAAAGCAACGGGCCCGCCCCUGAGCUCCUGGCCGGCAGCCCCCCUGACAACAAGUCCCCAGAUGAGGCCACGGUGGCGGCUGACCAGGAGUCAGAGGACGAUCUGAGUGCUUCGAGAACCUCGCUGGAGCGCCAGGCCCCUCACCGUGGCAACACGAUGGUGCACGUGUGCUGGCAUCGCAACACCAGCGUCUCCAUGGUGGACUUCAGCGUUGCUGUGGAGAACCAGCUGUCUGGGAACCUGCUGAGGAAGUUCAAGAACAGCAACGGGUGGCAGAAGCUGUGGGUGGUGUUCACCAACUUCUGCCUGUUCUUCUACAAAUCACACCAGGACAAUCACCCCCUCGCCAGCCUGCCCCUGCUGGGCUACUCACUCACCGUUCCCUCCGAGUCCGAGAACAUUCACAAGGACUACGUCUUCAAGCUGCAUUUCAAGUCCCAUGUGUACUACUUCAGGGCCGAGAGCGAAUACACAUUCGAGAGGUGGAUGGAAGUCAUCCGAAGCGCCACCUGCUCAGCCUCCCGGGCCCACAUUUUGAGUCACAAAGAAUCUCACCUGUAUUGAUGGCUGGAUACACUGGUUGUUCCAGCCGUAGCUGCUUUCUUGGAAGAUACAAUGAAGCCUAGCAGAAUUCCCACCUGUCUGAACACACUGAAGAUCUAUCUGCAGCGAUUCUCACCCCGCCCCCUCCACAGGCCAAUCUCCAAACCUUGUCGUCUCCAGUACUGAUCUCUCCUUGGAACAGCCUCUCCCCUCCAAGCGAAGGGGAGGGAGGGCUUGUCUUGCCAUCCUCGUGGGGGCGCUCCAGCUUGUGCCAGUAUUGAGACAUUGUCAUCAAGAAGUGCCAAAUGACAGUCUGCCCUGCAAGCGCACGCCAGUGCAGGGCCCACAUCCGUUCACAUGAAGACACAAGUGCGCUUCUUUUCUUAGGAAGGAAUGUGUUCCUUUCCACCCGUAGACUGCCGUUUCCCAAAAUGGGCUUCUCCAGUGUCUACAACACACAGCGCCGUCUUAAGCAAAUGAGAUCAUUUUCGGAUUUGGUUUUUUUUCCGGUCUUUCUACUUUUGUAAUAGGACACUUGUAGGACUCACCUCCCUUGACUAAUAAGCAAUUUGUGUGCACUCCGUUCCACGGAAGGGUUUGGCUCCAGUGAGAGCCUGGUUACCAGACCUAUUUCCUUGGUGGAAGCUGACCAAACUGUUUGUGGUUCUUAUUUACAAACUGUAGCGGGGUUGUUUUCUGUUAAGAGAAACAGAUAUCCAGUGCAAUACCCGGGCGUGGUGUGUACAGUGGGGGGCUCUUACGCUGUGAUGUUUUGCUGUCUGUUUCACAAGCAUGAGAAACCAUGUCGUCGACCAGGGCCAUUUGUGCUGUUACGUCAUGGGGCGUUGAGUGAGCUUCGCGGAGAAGCACGGUGUGGUCAUGGUACGUAGUCCCAGCCCUGGGGAUCGGACCCACUUCCUCCUGACGCCAUGGCUCGACCCUGCACAUCCUGUAGUACUUCUCUGUCGUGCCUGUCUUCAAGUCUCUCUCUUUUAUACGCAUUCCUUCCGGGCAUGGGGUACAGACUCCUGGGGACUUGGCCGCCAAACACUACCUGAGCCUCCCAGUGGAAAAACGUUUGCCUGUUCUCUAGGGUGACUGGGUGGCUGCCGUUCCCUUCACGCAUAGAGCCUUCUACAACGCAAGGUGGCCAGGUCAGCCCUACAUCCCAGUGAGAAACAGACCCACCAGCGUCAGGGGGCUGUGGCUGGUGUCCACGACCCACCGAUGGCUGACGAGUGAGAAGUGCUAAUCAUUUGCCUUACAAUGUACCAGACGGUUCUAAAGGGAAUAAAAAUACCUCACGCCAUAAUCCAGCACACAGAAGUCUGAGGGCAAAACCA